AAAAAAAUUAAUUAAUAUUUAACUAGUUUUAAAUUUUUAUUAUUUAAAUUUCAGUUUAGUUAUGUCACCACAAAUAUUUUAACUACGUAGUGUCCAGUUCAAGACAGAGCCAGGCAAAACUCACGUUUCGGUUUAACGAACUAACGAAGUCGACGUUCCUCUUCCCUCCGAACCGGAAAACCCUUCUGGCGGUCUGACCCCUGCCCGCCCGUCGAAGCGGCUCAAACAGAGCCCUGCUUGCUGCUCGGGGGACCAACCCCCACUUCUCGCACCUCCGGCGCCGGCGACCGCAACGCGACGACGAGCGAGAGACCUAUGAUCGAGAUCUACCAUUCGUCCUCCCUCCCUUCUCAUCUCGCCCUCCUCGCCGUCCUCUCCCUCUCCUCCUCUUACUUCCUCUGGAAAUGCCGCUGCCUCCGCCUCUACUCCCCCGUCCCUAACCUUAACUCUAACCCUAACCUCAGUGGAAAAGCUCUUCUUCGCCUCCCAGACAGGCACCUCCUGGGCGCCGGCGGCCUCGCCGACCGCUUCCGCGCGGCCGGUCUCCCUUCGACGUAGUCGAACCCCGCCGCGCCGGAGGACCUCCCCGAGGAAAUUCUCAUCCCGAACGUCGCUUCCACCUGGAAGGACGGGAAUCCCCCGUCCAACGCCGAGUUCCUCGCCCGGUGGCCCGCCGAGAGCGCCGAGGACUUCCGGGUGGGCUCGCUGCCUCUCUCCUGGUUCCGGCUCGCGGUGUUCUGCGUCAGGUCGAGGUCUUACGGCGAGAGCUUUAAUGCCGCUGCGAAGGACUUCUCGAGGUGGAUGAGGCCUAGGAGGGACGUGGGCAACGGAGACGUAGAUGGUGUUUUCGCUUCCUGGAGUCGGAAGGUUAUCGGGAAGACAGAAGUGCGCGAGAACUGUGGGCACUUGGCUUCUACACUAGAGUGCAGUGGCUUUGAUUCAGAAGAGGAGGAGGAGGAGGUCAUGGAAUCGGCUGUUGUUUUGGAGGACAUCGCCGGUAAAGCUCCUUCGAAAAUCGAUGGGGCUUUAUCUAAUGGAGGGCAAAAUGGUGACAAUGGUUUGAAUGAAAUGGUGUCACUGAUCACUAGGACAAGCUUAGAGAAGCAGGUAAUUGUGGAUAGUUUUGGCAGUGUCAGGAUUUGUACUUAUAUUUGUAGUGAAGUUAUGUUCUAUGGGCACGACUUGGAUACUGGCUCCAUAAGAUAUAUGUGUAAAGCAGGAACAGUUAUUAGAAUGUCUCUCUCUCCAAGGCAUUAUGCUUUAUCUGUGGUUGGUGAGUCAAUCAUGUACCCAGAGAUAAAUUCACUUAUUCAUGAGCUGCAGUGGAGACAUAUGUCUACCUUCCUUGUCAGAAAUGCACAAUUUCCAGAUAGGAUAAAGAUGUUUAUACCUGUCUCCCAUAUGCAGCUACAAAGACAGCCUGAGGGACUAUUAAAAGCUUUGCAUGACAAAGAACAGAGUACAGUUUACCAUUUAACAGUUAAAGGGUGGAAUGUGGAAGCUAUAGAUGCAUAUGCAAACUUACAAGGCAUUGGAAAACCAGAUUUAGCUGAAAUCAAAGGCAUCACAUAGUGUGGCUUGUCUGCCACCUCAAAAUUGGCAAUGGACGGUGCCCCCGGACAUUCUGAUGUUAAGGCCUUUUCAGAGGCUUUGGUGAUUAAAAGCAGUGGUGAAUAUGAGGUUGCUUGCGAGCAUGUUCGCUCCUGCUGUGGUCUUCUAGCAAAGGUUAAAAAGUUUAAGGUCAAGGGUCGAUGGUAUACAUGGAUGGAUUAUGAGCGGUUCCAUGAUUUGGGUGCUUCUGGGAAGCCUUUUAAAAUUUUUGAAGACUAUAUGGCUGCACCGUCCUGGGCUGUCGUAUAUUGUGCUGGGGAAGGUGGAUUUGAUCCGGAUCGAUCUUGUUAGAAAAAGGAGAGGCGCCAUGGAACCGCAAGCGUUAGAGGGCACCAGAAGCUUGGUUGGGGCAUCUAAACAAUGUUUCUGAAGCUAACAAGUUCUGCAAGAUCCAUUACCCUGUAUGCUUAUACUAUUAAGGUAUUGAUUUCUUUUGUAAAUUAGAUGUGUAUAAUAAUUUUUUCUUCUAUUUAGAAGAUACUACAAUCGAAACGACUUUUGCA
Phoenix dactylifera (date palm) is the source of this 2114-nucleotide messenger RNA. Its product is annotated as S-adenosyl-L-methionine-dependent tRNA 4-demethylwyosine synthase. NCBI's taxonomy places the organism in Eukaryota, Viridiplantae, Streptophyta, Magnoliopsida, Arecales, Arecaceae. Gene Ontology annotation, molecular function: 4 iron, 4 sulfur cluster binding; FMN binding. Gene Ontology annotation, biological process: wybutosine biosynthetic process. The record is from RefSeq and is a predicted model, not a curated record.